Messenger RNA from Plasmodium gallinaceum, 3060 nucleotides. Its product is annotated as JmjC domain containing protein, putative. The coding region runs from base 1 to 3060 and encodes 1019 amino acids. Gene Ontology annotation, molecular function: histone H3K4me/H3K4me2/H3K4me3 demethylase activity. NCBI's taxonomy places the organism in Eukaryota, Apicomplexa, Aconoidasida, Haemosporida, Plasmodiidae. The transcript is spliced from 4 exons. The record is from RefSeq and is a predicted model, not a curated record. Gene Ontology annotation, biological process: chromatin remodeling. Gene Ontology annotation, cellular component: nucleus.
AUGGAUACGUUGAGUAAAAGUAUAAAAAAAAGAAAACGAAACCAAAAAUAUAUAACAUCGUUAUGUAACGAUGAAGAUGUAUAUUUAAUUGAUAAAAAAAAAAAAAAUAACAUAAAUAUAAAAAAUGAUGAGAAAAAUUCACUAAAAGAGAAAAAAAUGUAUACUGUAAACAAAGUAUAUUAUACUCGAAAUAGAUGUACAUCUUUAAAAAAUAAAAAUGUAGAUAACGAAAAAAAUAAAUUAAUUAAUUCUUUUAAAAAAAUAAAUUAUGAUUUGGAAAAAGGAAACAUAAAAAUAGAUGAAAUUCUUAAUGAAGAAAAGGGAAGAACAAUUUAUAAUGAAGUAAGCAAUAACAGCAAAAGUGACUUAUUUUUAAUUAGUAAUAAAAAUGAUUAUUCCAAUUCAGAAGCAAAAAUUAAGAUAAAAAAAUCAGAAAAAAACACAGAAAUUAAUUCAGAAAUUAAGAACCAAAUAAAAUCAGAAAGGAAUCAUGAAAUUAAUUUAGAAAUUGAGGAUCAAAUAAAAUUGAAAAAUAAUAAUGGAAUAGAUUUAGAAUAUAAUAAGUACAAAAACAUGGAAGAAAUACCAGUAAUAAAUGCAACAAUGGAAGAAUUAUCAAAUCCUAUUUUAUUUUUUGAAAAAUAUAAUUCCAUUGGAUUAAAAUAUGGAGCUAUGAAGGUAAAACCUCCCAAGUUUUUUAAACCUCAAUUUAAUUCAUAUUAUUUAAAUAUGAAAUUUAAUAUAAGAAGACAAAAAAUUAAUGAACUAAAAAGAGGAAGAGAAUUUGAUCAUCCAGAAGAAUAUUGGUCUUUAUAUGAGGUGUAUAAAUACAAUGAAAUUCUUGAAAAUUUAUAUUUUCCUAAUGAAAAAAAAAGCAUAGAAAAUAUUGAAAAAAAAUAUUGGCAAAUAAUUAAUAAUGAAAAAGAACAAGUAGUAUCUAUUUAUGGUGCCGAUUUGCCAGUAUCCAAAAAUCAUCCUACGUGCAUUUUUCAGAACAAUCUUAAACAGAACUUUUGCAAUGAUAAACCCAUUGAAAACAAUACAAAUACAAAAAUUCCUAAUAAUGAAUAUAAAGAAGAAAUUAAUAAUGAUAUUAAAUACAACACUUCAUAUAAUAAAUGUGAUAUAAAUAAUAAAAGUUCCUUAUCUUUUUAUAAUAUAAUUAACAACAAAUUAUCUAACAGAGAACAAAAUAAGAUAGUAGAAGUAAUAAACCUUUCUGAUGAUGAUAAUACAAUAAAAAUAGAAAACAAAGUUGACAAAAAUGAGAAUAUAAAAAAUGUGAAAAACACUUUGAGAAAUAAAAAAGAUCUUGAAAAUUCAAUAAAUAAAAAAGAAAAUUCUUUAUUAAAGCAAAGAGAAAAAUAUUUUACUGAAAUAAAUAAAAUAAUUAAAGGGAUUAAUGAAAAUUUGAAUAUAAAGUCAUUACCUUUUAUAAAAGGAUCCAUGCUUAGAAAUAUAGAUAUUUUAAUUGAGGGAGUAAAUAUACCAUGGUUAUAUAUUGGAACACUUUUUUCUUCAUUUUGUUGGCACACAGAAGAUAAUUAUUUUGCUUCUAUAAAUUAUCAACACUGGGGGAAACCUAAAAUUUGGUAUGUAAUACCCCCUCUUUAUAGUGAUAAAGUAGAAGAUAUUAUAUAUGAAUACUUAAAAAAAAAUAGUAGAAGAAAAAAAAAAGGAAAAAAUAGAAAUAAAGAAAAUAAUAAAUACUAUCUCCAUAGUGAUAACGAAAAUAUAAAUGAGGAAAAAAAAAAAUUAAAUGAAAAUAAUUUUAAAAAUUAUAAGAACGGAAUAACAAAUAUUAAUGUUCAUGAAAGUUAUGAAAAUAAUGCCAUGUUGCAAAAUGAUUAUAAUUUUCUUGAUGUUGACUUAAAUGAUGUUGAAUUAUUAUAUAGAAAAUCUUAUUUAAAUUAUAAGAUGGUUGAUAAAAAGAAAAUUAAUUUUAAAAAAGAAAAUUCAAAACAUAAAAUAUAUAAGUUAACCAUACAAGUACCAAUAGAUAUUUUUUUAAAAAAUAAUAUUCCUGUAUAUAAAAAUAUUCAAAGAAAAAAUGAGUUCAUAUUUUUAUGGCCAAAAACUUUUCAUGGUGGUUUCAACUCUGGUUAUAAUUGUAAUGAAGCAUGUAAUAUUGCACCUACAUUUUGGUUAUUUUACGGAUUACAGUCAUAUUAUAAUUAUAAAUAUUUUAGGAAUACAUGCAUUUCUAUACAUUUUAUUUUAUUCUCUAAUUUAUUACAUUAUCACGAAUAUACCUUUAGUCAAUUAAAACAUAUAAUAUAUUCAUUGCGGUAUAUACUAACAGAUGAAUAUAAAUUUUUUAAUGAAAAUAAAUCAUUAUUUAUCGAUUUUACAUUAAAUCGUGAUGCCCUUUUAAACACCAAAAUAAUGAAUUACUCAAAUCAUUUAUCAUUAGACUUAAAAAAAAUGUAUACUCAUUUUGAAUGCCAUAAAAAUAAACAUUUUUUUUUUCAAAAUCUAAAGAGUAAAUUAGAAUUUUUUUACAAAGAUUGUGAUGCUUGUAAUUCACCUACUUUUAAUAGUGCAAUUAUAUGUCCUCAUUCAAAUGAUAUUUUAUGUAUUCAUUGUUCUGAUGAGCAUAGUUGUAACUGCAAAUUUAGAGUUACUUUAAAAAGAUAUACACUUCUAGAAAUGAUGAAAAUUUUAACAUUUCUUAUACAUUACGCUAAUAAAAUAAAAGCUAGCAAUGAAAAAGAAAUACAAUUCAAUGAUAUACCAGAUUACAACUCUUUGAAAAUUUUUGAAGACAAAAAUUCCAUUAAGUUAUAUAGUUUAAUUCGUGAAACAAAAAAUGCAGAUAUAGAAAAAAGGACUAAAUCAACUUAUUAUAUUGAUUUAGAAAAUUACUGUUUAGAAAAAAUAAAAAAUAUAGAAGAAAAAAACAAAAAGAAAAAAUAUGAAAAUGAUAAUUUUAUUAUAGAAGAUUAUUAUACAAGUUCAAAUCAUUUUAAAACAAAAUUAACUUUGAAAUAUUUCUUUUUAACAUAUGAAGAAGAAAUGGAAGACAAUCCUAUUAAAAUUUUACCAAAAAUUAUUGCAUAA